Molecule: messenger RNA, 893 nt
Organism: Athene cunicularia (burrowing owl)
Lineage: Eukaryota; Metazoa; Chordata; Aves; Strigiformes; Strigidae
Gene: C18H17orf67
Product: chromosome 18 C17orf67 homolog
Exons: 4
Coding region: 81-353 (90 amino acids)
Source: RefSeq, a predicted model, not a curated record
UGACGUAGCUACUUCAAAUAGGCUAAUGCCUCAGUCAGCGUUACUCAUUUUGGAACAGACUGAGAGAAAGCAGAAUCAAAAUGAAGAAGUUACUUGUGUUUGUCUCCUUUUUGGUCCUGAUGAUCACUUUUACAGACACUUCACCAAUUUUGACUGAAAAAGAUGCCAAACAGGUUCUGAGAACUCGUCGUGAAGACAGACCGAGAAAAGCUGGUUUCCCUGAUGAGCCAAUGAGGGAGUAUAUGCUUUACCUCCAGCGCUUGGAGCAGAGAUCAGAAGAACAAUUCCUUGAACACUGGUUGAACCCACAUUGCCUCCCACACUGCAACAGGGAUUUAGUGCAUCCAGUCUAAUGGUUUUGCCUACCCUGCAACUGAUCUCUUCAAGGGCACUGAAAAGGAUAUAUACUAGGAUUGUAUUAAGGGGGACAAGGGUUCUCCUGCAGUGGCUAUGUGCUCAUUGUAGAGCUGAACGUCUUUGCCAUAUCCUAGUGGUAUAGCAAAACUUCCAACUAUAAAUGACUAGAUACGUUAUAGACCACCAUAUAUUUUAUACCAGAAUGACUGCACACAUGAAUAAAUAAAUCAAGGGUUUCCCCAAGCUUCUGAGGUAUGGGCAAGAAUAAAUCACCGAUUAGUCCUAGAGUGUGCUUUUUAAGGGUACAGCUUUAGACUGUCUGAAGCAAAAGGAACUUAAAGGGAGAGGUUCACAGAAAGUUGGGAGAGUAUAAACAUGAAGAAGGGGCCAGUUUUCCGGACUUUGGAGGAAUCCUUAUUAUAGUUUUGUAGGUUAAAUAAAAUAUUGUAUGAAGACAUAACAUUUAUGCAACACUGUUUAAUAGCUUGAUGAGUAUUUUAUGUAUUGUUUCAUAAUAAAAGCUUAAUUCAAAUCCA